This is a messenger RNA of Vitis vinifera (wine grape), 2629 nucleotides long. RefSeq lists its product as uncharacterized. The transcript has 20 exons. Gene Ontology annotation, molecular function: S-(hydroxymethyl)glutathione dehydrogenase [NAD(P)+] activity; zinc ion binding. Gene Ontology annotation, cellular component: cytosol. Bases 66 to 2435 code for a protein of 789 amino acids. Gene Ontology annotation, biological process: formaldehyde catabolic process. The record is from RefSeq and is a predicted model, not a curated record. Lineage: Eukaryota; Viridiplantae; Streptophyta; Magnoliopsida; Vitales; Vitaceae.
UCCAUUUCUCCACAAAGACAAAAACAGAGCAAGAGUACUACUGUGAAGCGUGAGAGAGCCUAAAGAUGUCAAGCACAGCUGGUCAAGUUAUACGUUGCAAAGCCGCGGUAGCAUGGGAAGCAGGAAAGCCAUUGGUGAUAGAAGAAGUGGAAGUGGCGCCUCCACAGGUCAUGGAGGUUCGUCUGAAGAUUCUCUUCACCUCCCUCUGCCAUACUGAUGUUUACUUCUGGGAAGCCAAGGGACAAACCCCUUUAUUUCCUCGUAUAUUUGGUCAUGAGGCUGGCGGGAUUGUGGAGAGCGUGGGUGAGGGUGUCACAGAUCUCCAACCUGGAGACCAUGUUCUUCCUGUAUUCACUGGCGAAUGCAAGGAGUGCCGGCACUGCAAGUCAGAGGAGAGUAAUAUGUGUGACCUCCUCAGGAUAAACACCGACAGAGGCGUGAUGCUCAGUGAUAACAAAUCAAGAUUCUCUAUUAACGGAAAACCCAUUUACCAUUUUGUGGGGACUUCCACAUUUAGCGAAUACACUGUGGUUCAUGUUGGUUGCGUCGCUAAGAUCAACCCUGCUGCCCCACUCGACAAAGUUUGUGUUCUCAGUUGUGGAAUCUCUACAGGUCUGGGUGCUACAUUGAAUGUUGCAAAACCAUGGAAGGGUUCAUCAGUCGCCAUUUUCGGUUUAGGAGCUGUGGGGCUUGCUGCUGCUGAGGGGGCUAGAAUUGCAGGCGCUUCCAGAAUCAUUGGGAUUGAUCUAAACCCUAAGAGAUUUAAUGACGCAAAGAAAUUUGGCGUCACUGAGUUUGUGAACCCAAAGGAUCAUGACAAGCCUGUUCAAGAGGUGAUUGCUGAGAUGACCGAUGGGGGAGUGGACAGAAGUGUUGAGUGUACCGGAAAUGUCAAUGCUAUGAUAUCUGCAUUUGAGUGUGUUCAUGAUGGGUGGGGUGUUGCUGUGCUGGUUGGUGUGCCAAACAAAGAUGACUCGUUCAAAACGCACCCCGUGAAUCUAUUGAACGAGAGGACUCUGAAGGGCACUUUCUUUGGCAACUACAAACCCCGUUCCGACCUUCCUUCAGUGGUGGAAAAAUACAUGAACAAGGAGCUUGAACUGGAGAAAUUCAUCACACACGAAGUCCCUUUUGCAGAGAUCAACAAGGCCUUCGAAUAUAUGCUUAGCGGGGAUGGGCUUCGAUGCAUCAUUCGCAUGAAUGCAUCAAGAGAAGCACGCCCAUUUCUCCACAAAGGAAGAAACAAAGAAAUACUAGUUACCGUCAAAAGUGAGAGAAGAAAGAGCCUUAAGAUGUCAGGCACAGCUGGUCAAGUUAUACGUUGCAAAGCCGCAGUAGCAUGGGAAGCAGGAAAGCCAUUGGUGAUCGAAGAAGUGGAAGUGGCGCCUCCACAGGUCAUGGAGGUUCGUCUGAAGAUUCUCUUCACCUCCCUCUGCCACACUGAUGUUUACUUCUGGGAAGCUAAGGGACAAACCCCUUUAUUUCCUCGUAUAUUUGGUCAUGAGGCUGGCGGGAUUGUGGAGAGCGUGGGGGAGGGUGUCACAGAUCUCCAAUCUGGAGACCAUGUUCUUCCUGUAUUCACUGGCGAAUGCAAGGAGUGCCGGCACUGCAAGUCAGAGGAGAGUAAUAUGUGUGACCUCCUCAGGAUAAACACCGACAGAGGCGUGAUGCUCAGUGAUAACAAGUCAAGAUUCUCUAUUAACGGAAAACCCAUUUACCAUUUUGUGGGGACUUCCACAUUUAGUGAAUACACUGUGGUUCAUGUUGGUUGCGUCGCUAAGAUCAACCCUGCUGCCCCACUCGACAAAGUUUGUGUUCUCAGUUGUGGAAUCUCUACAGGUCUUGGUGCUACUUUGAAUGUUGCAAAACCAUGGAAGGGUUCAUCAGUCGCCAUUUUCGGUUUAGGAGCUGUGGGGCUUGCUGCUGCUGAGGGGGCUAGAAUUGCAGGCGCUUCCAGAAUCAUUGGGAUUGAUCUAAACCCUAAGAGAUUUAAUGACGCAAAGAAAUUUGGCGUCACUGAGUUUGUGAACCCAAAGGAUCAUGACAAGCCUGUUCAAGAGGUGAUUGCUGAGAUGACCGAUGGGGGAGUGGACAGAAGUGUUGAGUGUACCGGAAAUGUCAAUGCUAUGAUAUCUGCAUUUGAGUGUGUUCAUGAUGGGUGGGGUGUUGCUGUACUGGUUGGUGUGCCAAACAAAGACGACUCAUUCAAAACGCAUCCCGUGAAUCUAUUGAACGAGAGGACUCUGAAGGGCACUUUCUUUGGCAACUACAAACCCCGUUCCGACCUUCCUUCAGUGGUGGAAAAAUACAUGAACAAGGAGCUUGAACUGGAGAAAUUCAUCACACAUGAAGUCCCUUUUGCAGAGAUCAACAAGGCCUUCGAAUAUAUGCUUAGCGGGGAUGGUCUUCGAUGCAUCAUUCGCAUGGAUGCAUAAAGCGUUGGGGAGAUUUGCUCAUUCCAGUUGUUUUCGUCAUGCAUUUCAGUUGUUUCUUUCAAUGUCUGUUUAAUAGUAUGAUGAAUUAUUAUUAUGAGUGAAGUACAAAAGUUUUUGGUGUAGCUGUGAACAAAAGUUGAAUGAGUACCAUGUUUCUGGCACUUGCAAUAUUGGAAGUUAGUAUUGUGCACAAA